Molecule: messenger RNA, 1648 nt
Organism: Armigeres subalbatus
Lineage: Eukaryota; Metazoa; Arthropoda; Insecta; Diptera; Culicidae
Product: glia-derived nexin-like
Exons: 3
Coding region: 48-1232 (394 amino acids)
Molecular function (GO): serine-type endopeptidase inhibitor activity
Source: RefSeq, a predicted model, not a curated record
AUCUGUUAUAAAUAAGGGGCAAAUAUUUUGCUCUCAACCGUCACGAAAUGACUCGCCUAUUACUAACUCUCGGCGUUAUCACGUUCGCCACAUUGGCGUUCAGUUCAUCUGAUCCACCACUUUUCUCGAGUGAAUUCAUUUGGGACUACUUGGAGGGAUCGUUCGAUCAGCGUCGAAAUCUGGCCUUGCUGCCCUUCUCGAUCCGGCUGGGAAUGACCAUGCUGGCAAACACCGUAUCCGAUCGGUACACGUUGAAGCAGAUGAUCGAAAAAUUGCACCUUCCAAAUUCCAUUACCAGAGCUACCGAGCGACACCGGCGUAAGCUAACGCAACUGCAACUGGACAAGCACUUUACGUACGCCACCAAGAUCAUUGUUUUCGGAACGGAUUCACUUAACCAAAAAUUACUCCAGACAGCCGAAAAUUUUAAUGCCUCAAUCGACCAUCAUCCCAAGUUGGAUUUAAAAGUCAUUCCCUCGGUGGUGAACCGCUGGGCAAAGAACGUAACCUCCGGUAUGACCAGUGCCGUGUUGAUGAGCAACGAUCUUCUUCCCGACACAAGAAUGAUUCUGUUGAGUGUGGCUUCCUUUGCAUGCAAAUGGGAACACCAGUUCAAUGUCAACUCAUCUAAAAUGGAUAUGUUCAACGCCUACCCUAUCGGAAAACUUUUUAUGACAAACUUCAUGAACUUGGGCCCUACUUUGCUUCCGGUGACUUUGAACAAUGAUUUGAACAUCCAGGCAAUAGAAUUGCCGUUCGAAAAGGAUAGUGACUAUUCGUUUAUGAUAAUAAUGCCGCGGCAAACUGACGGCAAUAUGACGGAAAUGGUAGAAAGAUUGAAUAACGGCGCGUUUCGUCAUCUGUACGAUAGUCUGGUUCCCAUGAGAAUCUCGGUGAAAAUGCCUCGCUUUACGAUUUCCACCAGCGUAAAUGUGAAUUCGGUUCUGCGACGACUGCAGCUGACCGCACCGUUCCAGUGGAGCACGUUUCAAAUUUUCAAAAACGAAAAGCUUACCCUCGACAAAGUGAAGCAAAGUGUGACGGUUCAGGUCGACGAGAAAGGAGUUCGGGCGGCCGCUGUUAGCAAAUUUUCCAUUGUUGGGAGGAGUGUCCCGAUGUCUUUUAACGUUGACCGCCCGUUCGUGUUCGCUAUUCUCAAACAGUCAGUUCGUUUCCCGUUAUUUGUAGGACACUAUGCCUAUCCCACGAAGACGCCUCCUAUACGACCAUAAGUUGUUCGCCUCAUAUAUAUUUCUCUUCUAUUUUCUUUAAUUAAGUGAAUUUUGAGAUAUAUACUCCAGUUCUUUACUGGUCGAUAUCACUUUUAGACCCAACCGAGGGACCUCCGAACACAUUUCUUUUUGAACUAAUUUAUCCACUAAACGAAACAAAAUUCAAAUAAUAGAACACAAGAGCAAACAUGGAAAUAAAAAGGAACACGUUAGAAGAAACUGAUAAUAUUUAUAUAAUAGUUGUAGUUCUAAAAACGUUAUCCUUGUUGAUACUGCCUGAGUCUUCGGUUCUUCGCUCGUUAUAGACCAGUAUCCAAUGACUCUACGAUGCCAUUACCCCGAAUGGGAUACUGUCCGGAAUGAGCCUGAAUCCCCGAAUUAUUUUUUUCUUUCAAGUUUAUCUUCAUUUCAAUGAA